Aspergillus japonicus CBS 114.51 is the source of this 948-nucleotide messenger RNA. RefSeq names its product ATP-binding protein. Bases 1 to 948 code for a protein of 315 amino acids. The transcript has 3 exons. NCBI's taxonomy places the organism in Eukaryota, Fungi, Ascomycota, Eurotiomycetes, Eurotiales, Aspergillaceae. Gene Ontology annotation, molecular function: ATP hydrolysis activity; ATP binding. The record is from RefSeq and is a predicted model, not a curated record.
AUGCCCGAUUUGUCAAUGCAAAACGAUGAGCCGCCGGAUACAAACUUUGUGCUACUGCUUCCUCAUGAAAUACACGGCUUUGGAAUUCAUGAUAAAAAAUGGCGAACUCUACUAGUUGAGUACAUCAAGAACAUCAACUGGAACGACGCGGCGUUUGAUCGGUUGGUCAUGCAACACAGUAAAAAGGAGCUCAUCAAGGCCCUGGUGACCGUGCACACGACCUCCAGCAAGUCGACCGAUAUCAUCGAGGGCAAAAGCAACGCGCUGAUCAUGCUCCUGCACGGCGGACCGGGGACGGGGAAGACUCUGACUGCCGAGUCCGUGGCGGAGCUCACGCGCAAGCCACUGUACCGGGUGACCUGCGGCGACAUCGGGACCAACGCGGACGAGGUGGAGAAGUACCUGGAGUCGGUGCUCUUGAUCGGCACUAUCUGGGGCUGCGUCGUGCUGCUAGAUGAGGCCGAUGUCUUCCUCGAGGAGCGGCGCGAGACGGACCUGCAGCGCAACGCCCUGGUCUCCGUCUUCCUACGCGUCCUCGAGUACUAUGACGGGAUCCUGAUUCUUACCUCCAACCGCAUCGGCACGUUUGAUGGCGCCUUCAAGUCGCGCUUCCAGCUCGCAGUGCACUACCCCGCCCUCAAUGAGCAGGGCCGCUUCGAGAUCUGGCUCAACUUCAUCAACGGCCUCAGCAAGACAAACCCAGAGAUCCCGAUCGAUGAUCUCAAGAGCCGCCUGCCUGAGCUGGCCGCCAGAGCCCUCAACGGGCGCCAGAUCCGCAACACGGUGCGCACCGCCCUGCAGCUGGCGCACUUCCGCCAGACCACCCUGACCUAUGAACACUUCCAGCAGGUCAUCGACGUCGCCGAGGAGUUUGAGAGGCAUAUCGAAUCAACCCGCGGAUACUCGGACCUCGACUGGACGCGGGACCGGGCCAUUCGAUCGGAUUAG